CGGGGAGCGGAAGUGACGCGUUUGUCCCGCGCUGGCUGGCGCUGCAGCCUCUCUCCUUAGUCUCCGGCGGCGGGCGUUUGUUCUGACUCAAAUGGGUGAUGAAAAGGACUCUUGGAAAGUGAAAACUUUAGAUGAAAUUCUUCAGGAAAAAAAACGAAGGAAGGAGCAAGAAGAGAAGGCAGAGAUAAAACGCAUUAAAAAUUCUGAUGAUCGGGAUUCAAAGCGGGAUUCCCUUGAAGAGGGGGAGCUGAGAGAUCACCGUAUGGAGAUAACAAUCAGGAAUUCACCUUACAGGAGAGAAGAUUCUAUGGAAGAUAGCAGAGGAGAGGAGGAUGAUUCCUUGGCUAUCAAACCACCACAGCAAAUGUCACGGAAGGAAAAGGCACAUCACAGGAAAGAUGAGAAGAGGAAAGAGAAACGUAGACAUCGUAGUCAUUCAGCAGAAGGAGGGAAGCAUGCCAGGGUAAAAGAGAAGGAACGUGAGCAUGAACGUAGGAAAAGACAUCGAGAAGAGCAGGAUAAGGCUCGACGUGAAUGGGAAAGGCAGAAGAGGAGGGAAAUGGCUAGGGAGCAUUCCAGGAGGGAGAGGGAUCGUCUAGAGCAGCUUGAGCGAAAACGAGAACGGGAGAGAAAAAUGCGAGAGCAACAAAAAGAGCAAAGGGAACUAAAAGAACGGGAAAGGCGAGCUGAAGAAAGGCGCAAGGAACGGGAGGCCAGACGAGAAGUUUCUGCACAUCAUAGAACAGUGAGGGAAGAUUAUGGAGACAAAGUAAAAAUAAGAACCUGGAGUCGCAGCCCAUUACGACAGCAAAGAGAGAAGCUUGAGCAAGGAGAUGGCAGGAAGCCAGUAAAAGAGGAGAAAACAGAAGAAAGAGACCUGCUUUCAGAUUUGCAAGACAUCAGUGACAGUGAGAGAAAAACUAGCUCAGCAGAGUCUUCGUCAGGAGAAUCUGGAUCUGGUUCAGAGGAAGAGGAGGAGGAAUCUAGCAGUGGAGAAUCAGAAGAGGAGGAGGAGGAGGAGGAAGAGGAAGAAGAGGAAGAAGAGGAGGAGGAGGAAGAGGAGGAGGAGACAGGAAGCAAUUCUGAGGAAGUGUCUGAACAGUCAGCUGAAGAGGUGAGUGAAGAAGAAAUGAGUGAAGAAGAAGAGCGAGAGAAUGGAAAUCACAUUCCAAUUGUUACAGAGUCAAGGUUUGAUCGAGAUUCAGCAGGAAGUGAAGGAGAAGAGGAGGAAGUGGGGGAGGGGACCCCACAUUCCAAUGCAAUGACAGAAGGAGAUUAUGUUCCUGAUUCUCCAGCUUCAUCACCCAUUGAGUUGAAACAAGAGCUACCCAAGUACCUUCCUGCACUGCAGGGAUGUCGUAGCGUGGAGGAAUUUCAGUGUUUGAACAGGAUUGAAGAAGGAACAUAUGGUGUGGUGUACAGGGCAAAAGACAAAAAAACUGAUGAAAUUGUGGCUCUGAAGCGACUGAAAAUGGAAAAAGAAAAAGAAGGCUUUCCCAUUACCUCUCUAAGAGAAAUAAACACCAUUCUGAAAGCACAGCACCCAAAUAUAGUCACUGUUAGAGAAAUUGUUGUGGGCAGUAAUAUGGAUAAAAUCUAUAUCGUAAUGAAUUAUGUAGAACAUGACCUCAAGAGUCUGAUGGAAACCAUGAAACAGCCAUUUUUACCAGGAGAAGUGAAAACUUUGAUGAUUCAGUUAUUACGUGGAGUCAAGCACCUUCAUGACAACUGGAUACUUCAUCGGGACUUGAAGACAUCCAACCUGCUGCUGAGUCAUAAAGGCAUUUUAAAAGUUGGAGAUUUUGGACUGGCCCGAGAGUAUGGGUCACCUCUGAAGCCUUAUACACCUGUAGUUGUGACACUAUGGUACAGGGCACCAGAGCUGUUACUUGGCGCCAAGGAAUACUCCACUGCAAUAGACAUGUGGUCAGUAGGUUGUAUAUUUGGAGAACUGUUAACUCAGAAACCGCUGUUUCCAGGAAAAUCAGAAAUUGACCAGAUUAACAAAGUUUUUAAGGACCUGGGUACCCCCAGUGAGAAAAUCUGGCCUGGGUACAAUGAGCUGCCUGCUGUAAAGAAGAUGACAUUCACAGAGUAUCCCUAUAACAACUUGCGCAAGAGGUUUGGGGCACUCCUUUCUGAUCCAGGUUUUGAUCUCAUGAACAAGUUCUUGACAUACUAUCCAGGCAGAAGAAUCACUGCUGAAGAUGGUUUGAAGCAUGAGUAUUUCCGAGAGACUCCCCUUCCUAUUGACCCAUCCAUGUUUCCAACCUGGCCAGCAAAAAGUGAACAACAAAGAGUUAAGCGCGGCACAAGCCCACGACCUCCAGAGGGAGGACUUGGGUAUAGUCAAUUGGGUGAUGAUGAUCUGAAAGAUACAGGUUUUCACCUGACUACCACAAAUCAAGGAGCAUCAGCAGCAGGACCUGGCUUCAGCCUCAAGUUUUAAACUUAAUAUGAGGAGGGAAAAAAGACAGAGCUUUGACUUCAACCAUGCUGUUGAUGAAUGGAUUUCAAAGCGCUCCAGUUUUGUUCUUCGCAUCAGGAAGACUGUGUUUUACACAGAAAUAGCCAGAUGUCAUCUUGCUGGGUGUGGAAUAUAACUGCUGCAUUUCAUUCAGGGGACUGGAAUGAAUUAAUCCGAAAAGCCAAGGAUCAUUACAAAAAUUCAAAAAGGAAAACUUGAAGUACAAUCUUGGAACUGGUUUUGUUUUUGUUUUUUACUUUUUAAUUUUUUUGCUUGUAAAUUUGUAGAAUUAAAAUCCAUUUUUAAUUGUUUAACAGUGUGAAGGAUUUCAUUUUCUUCACCUGCACCAGACUUGGAUGGUGGUGGCACUAAAUCUUCUAGAGAGGAAACGUAGAGAGAUUUUUCUCUCUCCAUCCCCAUUUGUGCUUACACAAAUUGAAGC
Molecule: messenger RNA, 2909 nt
Organism: Emys orbicularis (European pond turtle)
Lineage: Eukaryota; Metazoa; Chordata; Testudines; Emydidae
Product: cyclin-dependent kinase 11B-like
Exons: 21
Coding region: 92-2449 (785 amino acids)
Biological process (GO): protein phosphorylation; regulation of mitotic cell cycle
Cellular component (GO): nucleus
Molecular function (GO): ATP binding; protein serine/threonine kinase activity
Source: RefSeq, a predicted model, not a curated record